Molecule: messenger RNA, 822 nt
Organism: Anthostomella pinea
Lineage: Eukaryota; Fungi; Ascomycota; Sordariomycetes; Xylariales; Xylariaceae
Source: the annotation of a GenBank genome assembly
AUGCAACGAGCUCAUCAUGAGCCCGCUGCGAGUCCACUUUUACUUGGCACAUUCGCACUCGAGGCCGAGACCAUGGCAAUGAGGCAUUGGAUACAAGACCAGAGCCAUCAGUUGUUCGCUGUCCAAGAGCAGACCGGGCAUCACCUAUACCAGAACGUCCCCCAAGAAGAUGUCCUUGAUAGCAUGGACUUAAGCAUGCUGUCAAAACGAACUUGUGGACUGGCAGUCAACAUCACAACAAGCGCUUUAUGUCUGCAGCGGCUCGUUCAGCUCGGUGACUUUUUGAUCGAGGAGAGUAAACUGCUGACAGAAGAGAUCAUGACCUCUUCACAGCAGCCUGACUCGCACCAAGCUGGCCAACGUACUUGCGAAACGAUGCGCACAAGGUCUUACAUUCACGGACAAGUACGCACCUGGAGAGGCCAAGCGAAAGCCCUUCUCGACGAAGCGGAAGCGUGGCGGCACAAGACCGACAUCAUCGUGCAAACACUUCUUACUCUGACUACUCAACGCGAUCAAACCAUCGGCAUACAGAUUGCUCGAGACUCUCGCACAUUGGCUGAGAAAGCGACGAGAGACAGUACCUUAAUGAAAGCCAUCGCGGCCGUUACCAUGUGCUUCUUACCUGGCACCUUCGUGGCUAGCUUGUUCGCAAUGGACAUGUUCGACUGGAGGUCACCGUUGCGAAGCACUGUUAGUGAACACUUCUGGGUCUACUGGGCGGUUACCGUAUCUCUAACGAUGCUUGUGGUGCUCGGAUGGCUGGCCUGGUCGAAAUACUCGGAGGGUUCUGGAGUCUGGCAGAGGUGGCGAAAGGUUUAG